ACUUAUUACCGUUAUUAGCGGAAAAUGUCCGGAUAUGGCUUCGUUUUUCUUCUGUUAUUAGUGAUUUCUGUUAGUGGUGACAAUUUUCCAUCCCUUUUAGAUGUUAAUGCGACCCUCGGUAAGAAACCGUACUUAUUUCGAUAUUACCGUUUGCUCAAGUUUGUGAAAUCUUCAGCGAUCAUAAUUGAUCGAGAAUAUAUGGAUGAGAAAUAUGAUGAAGUAAAAGAUGCCAUUGUAGAACAUAUAGCUACAGUACAAAGAGAAAUAUUAAAGCAUGGUGGGGUUAAUGUACAGUACUACUCUUGGACGACGAUAAAUAUUAAAGGUAAAGGUUUUACCCAACAAACGCCCUUGUUAGAAGUACUUUUUCUUUUAGAUAUUACCGCAGUUUUAAGUAUUGCAUCGUGCGACGAUACUUGGAAAAUUUUCGAACUUGCUUACAGGGAAAAUGCUCUUCACAUGGCAAUUACAGAAUCAGAUUGCCCUCGAUUGCCCUCAGAUAGGGCUGUCGUUGUUCCUCUGGUAGACAAUGGUCGGGAAGUGCCUCAGAUGAUUUUAGAUCUACGUGUUGUAAAAUCUUACAAAUGGCAGUCUAUUACAAUGAUAUACGACAGAAGUUUAGGGCGAGAUUUAGUAGAAAAGGUUGUAAAAUCACUAACGCCACAAUCAACAUCAAAAUUCCAAGAUAACGGGGCAUCAGUAAGCUUAGUAAGCCUGUUUUCGAACACUUCUCUGCUAAAUAUUAGACCUUAUUUACAAAAUGUAUUGUCAACGAUUCCCGUGAAAAGUUCUGGCAUGAAUUUUUUGGUUGUUAUUAAACGAGAUUACGUAGAAAUAAUGAUGGAAAUGGCGAGGAGAUUGAAACUUACCCACCCAAGAAAUCAAUGGUUGUAUGUAAUCUCCGAUCAACUUAGAAGCAAUAUCAGCUCGGUGAAGACCUUAUUUUCAGAAGGUGAUAAUAUUUCGUUCAUAUAUAAUACCACAAAAUCUGGAUCAUCUUGCAAGGAAGGACUAUUGUGCCAUGUCAAAGAAAUGAUUAACGGGUUUGUAAAAUCGUUAGAUCUGGCUGUAAUGGACGAAGCAGAAUUGUUCAGUCAAGUAUCUGACGAAGAAUGGGAAGCUAUAAGACAAACCAAAGCAGAUAGAAGUGACUUCCUAUUGCGUGGUUUGGAGAGUCAUUUGCGUCACUAUGGUGAAUGUGGGAAUUGUACAGCGUGGAAAAUAGAAGCUGGAGAGACUUGGGGGGUUGAAUACACCGGGUCCUACGCCUUAGAUUACAAAUUAAUCGAUGUAGGUGUAUGGUCACCCAGCAAAGGUGCCAUUUUGACUGAUGUUCUUUUUCCGCACGUUGAACAUGGUUUUCGGCGAAAAAAUUUACCGGUAGUUUCAUUUCAUAAUCCACCUUGGCAAAUCCUUACGCUGAAUGAUACAGGAGCGGUUUUAGCUUACGAAGGUUUAGUUUUCGACAUUUUAGAGGAAAUAGCGAACAAUUUAAAUUUCACCUUCACCGUUCAAGUGCCUUCAGAGUUAGUAUUAAAGAAUCUUUCGGCCAUCUCCAGAAAUUCCAGCGAUGGUCACAACCACAGGAGGGAAUUAUCCAAUGUUUUGACCAACGUCUUGCCACGACCAAUAGUGAAACUGAUCAAAAGCAAGUCUGUUAUCAUGGCCGCAUGCGGAUUCACCAUUAAACAAGAACAUAAAAGAGUUGUUAACUUUACAAUUCCCAUAAACAUCCAAAGCUACACGUUUCUGGUAGCAAGACCAAAGGAACUAAGCAGAGCGUUGCUCUUUAUGUCACCAUUUACGGAAAAUACCUGGUUGUGUUUGGGGUUGGCCAUUAUAAGUAUGGGUCCAGUGUUGUUUGCUGUAAAUAGACUAAGUCCUGUGUAUGAGUAUAAGGGAAUAGAAAUGAGAGGAGGGUUGUACUCCAUACAAAACUGCGUCUGGUAUAUGUACGGUGCACUGUUGCAACAAGGCGGCAUGCAUCUUCCAUUUGCCGAUAGUGCUAGAAUUGUGGUAGGCACUUGGUGGAUUGUGGUGCUCAUUGUGGCCACAACGUAUUGCGGAAGUCUUGUAGCUUUUCUCACUUUCCCCAAAAUGGACAUCCCUAUGAACAGCAUUGACGAUGUAAUAGCCCGAAAAGAUACAAUCACGUGGAGCGUUGUAAGAGACAGUUACAUGGAUGAACAAUUGAAAGCGUCGUACGAAAACAAUUACAAAAUACUGAGCAGAGGGAUGAAAUACUCGAGAUAUGACCAUAACAUGGUAGUUGACGUCGCCAAGGGAAAGCAUGUUCAUUUUGAUUGGCAAACACGCUUACAUUUCCAUAUGCAAAAUUAUUUCGAAAUAACUGGACGGUGUGAUUUAACACUUGGGACUGAGGUAUAUUUUGAGGAACAAAUUGGGAUAGCAGUUCCGCCUGGAACUCCAUAUUUGAGUAUGCUCAAUUUUCAAAUAAAACGAUUACAUCAAAUGGGUCUGAUUGAAAAGUGGUUUAAAAGUUAUCUUCCCAAAAAAAAUCGAUGUUUUAAGACAAGGCGGUUCACGGAAGUUACAAACCAUACGGUCAGUUUGGAUGAUAUGCAAGGAAGUUUCUUUGUUCUUUUACUAGGUUUCACCCUUGCUUGCUUCUGGCUCUUCGGGGAAAAACUGUGGCAUAGAAGAAAACGCACUACCCAAUUAUCAACUACAACCCCCCAAUAUCUCUCAUAGAAAACAUUAGGUACUACUUGA
Molecule: messenger RNA, 2733 nt
Organism: Agrilus planipennis (emerald ash borer)
Lineage: Eukaryota; Metazoa; Arthropoda; Insecta; Coleoptera; Buprestidae
Gene: Ir93a
Product: ionotropic receptor 93a
Exons: 12
Coding region: 25-2712 (895 amino acids)
Biological process (GO): monoatomic ion transport
Cellular component (GO): membrane
Molecular function (GO): ligand-gated monoatomic ion channel activity; signaling receptor activity
Source: RefSeq, a predicted model, not a curated record